Molecule: messenger RNA, 321 nt
Organism: Adineta steineri
Lineage: Eukaryota; Metazoa; Rotifera; Eurotatoria; Adinetida; Adinetidae
Source: the annotation of a GenBank genome assembly
AUGGCGAGUGCAUGUGACAUUUGUUUGAAAACGACUGGCUUCAUGAGAUAUCGAACAGUCGAUUAUGAAGCUACAACUCUAUCAAUAAGUUCAAGAUGCACAGAAAUUGUCGCUGGCGAGGAUAAUUAUGGAGGUGAUAUGGAUGCCGCUCAUCCAGCACAAGUACAUUCACCAGCAGCAUGUGCUGCAUUAUGUGAGCUAUAUCCAGAUUGUAUUGCAUGGACAUUCUAUGCUGAGAGUGGCAGCUGCUGGCCAAAGAACGGAAUACCUAUUCUUAAGACUUCAUCCGACCAUUAUACAGGAAGAUGCAAGAGCGCAUAA